Molecule: messenger RNA, 1535 nt
Organism: Mycena citricolor
Lineage: Eukaryota; Fungi; Basidiomycota; Agaricomycetes; Agaricales; Mycenaceae
Source: the annotation of a GenBank genome assembly
CGCUCCCGGGCCCCGACCUCCCUUCAGCCGCGAGGCUGCCUCGCUUCUCGAUUGCCGCCCACUGCUGUGACUCGCACGGCACCAAGGGCACAGACUUAAAGGACAAGCUGCUGAGGACAGCAUUCCCGCUCAACGUGCUGCCCUCUGUUCCUGUUUUCUACCUUGAUGUCACGACGUUCGCUCCGCGCUGGGCGUCUCGAGUCUCAGCCCCCCGCGAAACCCACGCACGCCGCGCUGAGAAUGCCUCACCAAUAUCCACGCAUUCACGUCUGAUUUCGACUUGCACAGGCCGAAUCAGAAGUCGUCCCGGAUGCAGACGAUUUCAAGCUGUGGAGGCCCGAUGUGCCCUUGCUUCGAACGUUUCUGAUAUGUUGCGCCUGUGUUGAUGAACCUGUAUGCUGUGGCCACAGGGCAGCUCUUUCGGCAGGGUGCAGUGGUUCCGCACAGCAGACGUGUGACGAACUCUUCUGUCGGACGCUCAGGCUGUUCCGCGCGCUCAUAUCACGCACCGCCCAAUCUCUUCACCUGUCUCAUUGCAGUGCCUACAAUCUCGGGCCUUGGCAGGCGAAAACGGUACGAUGGAGUGGCAGACUCGAAUCGGAACGGGUAUGUCAGGCCUCGACGGAUCGCAUCUUCCGAGAGCGCGCUGUUCAUGGACAUGGGCAUAUAUUGCAUAUCAUAGGGAUCGAUGUAUGGCAUAAGGAACUUGACGGCAAUACAAAAAAAAACUGACUAAAGGGUCUUGGGUCUGCGCGGACGGGGAACAGCAAAAUAACUGUUGCAAACGGCAGAAGAAUAGGACAAACACUGCAAAGCGAUACUACAGCAUGGAAGACAGCAAAGCAAUACUAAAGCAUGGACGACAGCAAUGCAAUGAAGAAGAUAGGGUCUUGGGGGCCUCAGAACGCGCCAGAAAUUGGAACGGGGACAGGCUCACACUAAACAUCGCGCACGGGGUUUGGAUUGGGGGCUUGAGUCAUUUGGAUCUUGGGGAACCACGAGCAGGCCUGCGCCUGCUGGUUAACGGGCCCAUCUCUGCGCUUGGCGAGGACCAGGAGCGCGGUGAUCAAGAUCGCCAGCAGGACUGCGGGCGGUCAGCAACAGGCGCCCGUGCUGAGCAGUCAGGAUGGGCGACACGAACACAAUCCGAAGAGAAUUCCGAUGAACGUGUGCAGGGACAGCCCGCCAAUGUCGUCGUCACCGUCGAGCAGGGUUGGUACUUGAGAGGCGGAGGUGGGCUGCAUAGGCGGGCUCAGUCAACGCAGCAGAUGUGACGGAGGUGGCUUACCAGCAACGUCUGCACGACUGUCUGUGCAAACGCGCUCUGGCUGCGUGUUGCGCUCCCUGUCUGGCUCGGGACUGAGACUGCAAGGACGGCCACGUUUCGAAGGGUGCUGAGGGUCAGAACUGCAGAUAGUCUCAUAGGCGUGAUGGCAAAACGUGCAGGGACGGAGAUAUAGGAAAACCGGACAGAACAUGGCGGAGGCUUAUAUGCACUCCCUGUAUUCAGGCAUAUAUGCUCCUCUUAGGCGCUU